UACAAGACUCUGUUGCGCAAAGGGGACAGGAGCGUGAGGGAGAGCGGCACUGACCUUACACCAGCAAAAGUUGAUGGAAAAGAAAAAAUGCAAUGGAGAAAGUACAUUUUGUCAUGAUGAACGAAUGACGAGGGAAAACGGAAGAUGUGUGACACAACAUUUGAAGGAAGAAUAGAAAGACGACAGAUUGAGUGAAAAGGGGUCUCAGAUAAGAUAAAGAUAAUAUUCAAGAAUGAUCUGGACUAUUCUUGGAAUGGACACCCGGAUAGCACUCAGAUGACACUAGCCCUAUAUUGACAAGAUGGGUUUCCUCGGGGGAAAGGACUCAUUGACCUCCUGAAUGCAAAGAGAGAAAGGAUAACAUUUCAUCUGGAAUUUAGUCCAAAUUAUUUGGUGUCUUUUUCUGUUGCCCCUUUACCAUACUUUCUUAUAUUUCGUCAGCUUAUUAGCUAAGUAAGGGCAGAUAGAAAUAUGCAUUUGGGUAAAGCACUUCUGUUUUUCCUCCUGUUGAACUGUGUGACCAUGACUUUGUCACUAUCCACUUGCACCACUGUGGACAUAGACCACAUAAAGAAGAAGAGAGUAGAGGCAAUCCGAGGACAGAUUCUCAGUAAACUUCGACUGACCAGCCCGCCACAAACAUUGGGUCCGAAUCAGGUACCGUUUCAGGUGCUAUCGCUCUAUAACAGUACGAAGGAGCUGAUCGAGGAGUUGGGGAGAGACAGACAGCAAAGUUGUGGACAGGAUAACACGGAGACUGAAUAUUACGCCAAAGAGAUUUACAAGUUCAAUAUGAUUAAUGGACCACCAGAAAACAAUGACCUUCCCUACUGCCCCAAGGGCAUCACCUCCAAGGUAUUCCGCUUCAACGUUUCCGCCAUGGAGAAGAACUCCACCAACCUCUUCAGAGCAGAGUUCCGAGCCCUUCGUGUCCCCAACUCUAGUGCCAAGAGGAACGAGCAGCGGAUUGAGCUCUACCAGAUUCUGCGGCCAGACGACCACAUAGCUAAGCAGCGCUACAUCGGGGGCAAGAACGUCCUGACCAAAGGAACGCCAGAGUGGGUCUCCUUCGAUGUAACAGACACAGUCAGGGAAUGGCUUAUGUACCGAGAGACCAACCUGGGCCUGGAGAUCAGUGUGCACUGCCCCUGCCACACCUUCAACACCAACGGUGACAUUAUCGAAAACGUUAAUGAGGUGCUACAAGUCAAGUUCAAAGGUGUGGAGGGUGACUAUGAUGAGAGCCGCUGGGACCUGGGCAGACUGAAGAAGCAGAAGGAGCAGCUCUUCCCUCAUCUCAUCCUCAUGAUGCUGCCCCCUCAUAGGAUAGAUGCCCAGUCCUCAUCCCGCAGACGCAAGAGAGCCCUGGACACCAACUACUGCUUCUCUAACUAUGAGGAGAACUGCUGUGUACGACCCCUCUACAUUGACUUCCGCCAGCACCUGGGCUGGAGGUGGAUCCACGAGCCUAAGGGAUACUACGCUAACUUCUGCUCCGGGCCCUGCCCUUACUUACGGAGCGCAGACACUACACACAGCUCGAUGCUGAGCCUGUACAACACCCUGAACCCUGAGGCGUCUGCCUCUCCCUGCUGUGUGCCUCAGGACCUGGAGCCCCUCACCAUCCUCUACUAUGUGGGCCGCACGCCCAAGGUGGAGCAGCUCUCCAACAUGAUCGUCAAGUCCUGCAAGUGUAGCUAAGGGCCCCGGGCCCAGCACACUGGGAUCUGACAGGGCCACACACGGCACUACACCGAGGGAGGGGAAGGGGAGGGUGGUAUGCUGUCUGUCCCACCACCAAGAGUACACCUGUCCAUCCUCAACACUCUCCCCCCUCCUUAGUCGAGCCCACACAGAGGCCCUGCAGAGAGAGACGCAGCCCACCACUCUACCCACAAUUCCCAGGCUGUGUGCCCAAAUGACUUUCAAACAUCACUCCAGACCCAGCAAUCUCAACAGAACUUUAUUGGCCUUUUACAAUGUUUUUUUCUUCUCAAUGUCAAGUGUCUUCCAUUAUUUUUUUUGUCAAUAUUUUCGGCCUUCUGAACUGCCUUUAGCUUUGUGCCAUAUGACCACGGGCAUUCAAAGCCAACCUCUGUCUGCUCAGAGGAAAAGAACUGACGUAAGCUGUUCUAGCCAUGACCACUGCCUACUCAAGGACAUACAGUAGUUGCAGUCAAAAAGAGAGACCCACUGAGACCCUGGAUUUACAGUGCAAAUUAAUCAAAGUGGCUAAAGCAAAAGCUCUGUCAGACUUUUGUUUCCUAAAGAGAACCAUCCUUUUUAAUGGAGGGCUGACACAAAGCCUUGACGCACAGGACAAACAGACUGUCCAAGCUGGAAACUAGCGCAGCGUGCACCACAUUUCCCUACACUGGUUAAUCUAGGACAGAUGCUGAUGGACUCUAAUAAUCUUAGGAAAAAUACAAAAUGCUGGAAAACAACCUUUAUUCAACAAAGUAUCUUUAUGGUUAUGUUUACCUCUGUUAUGCAACAGAAUCAUGUUUUCUGGAUUUUUUUCUUAAAUGAAGCUGACUUUUCUGUUGUACAAGACAAUGUAUGUCACUAGGUGAACACUUCACUAGAUCACAAACUGUAAAAGUUUAUUGCUAUUACUCUUAAACACUUUUUUAAAUUAAAAAUGGUCUUGGACAAACAGAUGUAUAUAUUUUUUCAAAAUCUUUAGAUAAUCAUCAUUUGUGGGUAUCAGUAAAAAUUAUGCAUUUUUUCCAAGCUCAACCGCUAUCCAUAUUGAGAUCCUAGUGAUGAAGAGCCAGAUUCAAUCAGAUCAUCUUUAGCCAAAAUCCGCAUAGAUGAUGUUUUGACGUGUCGGAGGUGGAACUAGGUUAAAGCGCUCAAAUCCACAACGGCUCCUGGCAUUAUACCGAAAGUGGACAUUGCCAUUGGCUGCAUGGAGUCGCAUUGAAAUGAUUCCCAUGCAGCGUUGUUUACAAGUUCAAACACUGGAAUGUGAGAUGUAGUCUACACCUCCAUUAGGCUGAUAGAAAUCCUCAUUUUUGUUUAAUGAUUUUCAAUUUGAACGUCACUAUUUCUAUAUAGAAUACACUUUCUCAUUCUGAACUUCUAAUGCGAGUGGGAUGGGUUUGGCUUUGUGACAAUCACCACAAGAGCAGCUGCUCACCGAUUUGACAGCUCAAUGCAGUUUCACUCCCGAGCCCGCCACAACAUCAGCUAUAAUGGUGUCGGCUAGCGCCAGUUAACGCUGGAUCUGAUUGAACUAGGCCCUAGUUCACUUUGAGGUGCAGGAAACUGAUUUGAUUGACAACCUUUAAAUAAAUAAAAAA
Molecule: messenger RNA, 3305 nt
Organism: Oncorhynchus mykiss (rainbow trout)
Lineage: Eukaryota; Metazoa; Chordata; Actinopteri; Salmoniformes; Salmonidae
Gene: tgfb3
Product: transforming growth factor, beta 3
Biological process (GO): regulation of cell population proliferation; transforming growth factor beta receptor signaling pathway
Cellular component (GO): extracellular region
Molecular function (GO): growth factor activity; transforming growth factor beta receptor binding; cytokine activity
Source: RefSeq, a predicted model, not a curated record